CUGCAUCAACCACCGUCACCCGUGAGCUCAGGCUGGCAAUCCUGACAACCAUGUCUGAGCAGGAAAGAAAAGAGAUCAACGCUUUCAUCUCUUUUUUCGCAACUUUUAACCUAGCCCGGCCAGUCACCACCGUCGCAGAUCUCAGCGAUGGCGCCGCCCUCUUCGAUGUUCUCGCUCUAGUAGAUGCAGAGUACUUCAGGCAGUCUAGCAGGUCCUCUGCACAGCUCUCCGAUAAUUGGGUUCUCCGGUUCAGCGCUCUCAAACGUCUCUACCGACUCCUCACGCAGUACUUUGCUGAAGUCUUGCAGAAACCUACCAGCGGGCUCGAAGUCCCGGAUUUGCAAGCUAUUGCGAAGGAUCGCCAUGUCGGUGCGACGCUCAUCAUGUGCCGGAUAACGAUCGCGAUCGCGGUGCAGUGCGAGCAGAACAAGGAGAUUAUUGCCCGGAUUCAGCAGUUGAAUGAGGGAGACCAGCAUUUUUUGAUGAAGGCUAUUGAGCAGGUGAUAAGCAAGAUCAGUGCUUCGCAAGGGGAUAUCAGUGUUAGAGAGGCCAGCAUGACAGAGGACGACCAUUACUACCUCAUACAGUCCGAAAGAAGCCAGAUCCUUUCAGAGAAGGAGACUGUAGAGAAGGUCUAUCAGGCUCUUCUUGAAGAGCACCGGACGCUACAAACAAAUUUCGACGAUGCGGUGUCUGAAAAGGACGAUGCGUUGACACGGUUACGCGAAGCACAAAGGGCCAUUGAGAGCAAACGCAACGACAAUGCGUAUGGGAAUAUGCGCGCUGAGAUCGAGCGUCUUCGCACUGAACUCCAAAAGAGCGAAGACAAUCUUGCCAUGGCGGAGGCUGAGCUUGACAAACACACGUCGUUGGUGACUGAUCUUACACGGCGAAUCGACGAGUUGCAGGUCAAAGCCGACGAGGCUGCGCGCCUCAAAGACCAAGUGGACGAGUAUGUGUCAUACCUCGAUCACUUAUUCACAUUGGCGCUCAACACACAUAGUACAAGAAGAAAACUCCAGGAGGGCGCCGACCUUCGACAACACGUCAAGUCGCUGGAGGCACAAAAUGCCGAUCUCGUCGACAAGAACGCAGCGCUUGAGGAGGACUACCGCAAGGUCGCCGCAUUCAAGCCACUCAUAGAAUCCUAUAAAAACCAGAUAGCUGAACUUGAAGGAAAGGUUUCAACACGGUCACAAGAGGUCGAGACAGUAAAGUUCGAGUUGGAACAAUCCCGUACGAAGUUGAAGAUUACUACCGAGGAGCGCAAGAAGGAUACCGAGAUGUUGGAGCUCUACCAGGAACGUAUGCGCGAGAUGGAACUAACUACACAUCGGGCACCCACUACAUUGAGAACGGAAACGCAGGCGACAGAUCCUACGGAGAACAACGAUGAGCUCACUGAGGAAGACCUCAUGGGCGACUCGUUUGGUCUUGAUGGAGAGUUAGAUGAUGCUAUUACAGGGACGACGAUGACGGAUUUGAAGCUGCAGGUGAAGAAGUUGCAACGGGAGUUGGAAUCAGUCAAGAAGAACGAGGCCGAUGCCAGCCGUAUACUUGUCCUCGAGAACCUGCUAGAGGACGCUAAUAGGAUGAAGGCACGGUACGAAGCGGAUUAUAUGACCGCACACCGAGAAAAGCUGGUGUUGCAACGCGACCUUGAGGAAAUCCGAAGUGGCAAAGCGCUAGGAGAUGGGCCGGAAGCUGCGAUUGCGCUACGACAACGUCUUAACGAGACGGUGGAUCAGUUAGAUUCUUUGCGGAAAGAGCACGCCGAGCUUGAAGUUUCCUUUGAGACUCAGAAGAGGGAGUUGACAAUUGCCAAAUCGGAUCUGAAUCUUGUAAACAAGGACCAGCUCGACAUUCUUUCAUCAUUGCGAGAAUCCCUCAACGAAGACAAGGCGGGGAUGGAAGCUGAUAUGAAUCGUUUAAAGAACCAGAUCAGGGAGCUGAGCGAUAAGAAUAAGAUGCAAUUGGAGCAGGUCAAUGCGCUCCUGCUAGAGAAGGUGAACCUGCAGAACGACGGUAUUGGUCAGAGGGAGAAGAUGCUCCAGCGUGAGCGAGUGUUUGGUGACCUGCGAGCGUCGGUCUCUGGCAAAGAUGUACCAGAAGAUAUCAAGGCAAGGCUAUUGAGUUUGCAUGAAGACAACGUGGUUAUCAAGGAGCAAUUGAAAACCGCUCAAGAUAAGCUUGCCAAAGCACGGCAGUUCAUCAAGUCUCAGGACAAGCUUUUCAAGGAGGAGCAAGCCAAACUCGGUGGCCGUUCGACGUCCUCUUUCGAAGAGGCUGAGGGAAGCUUCCAAAGUCAGAUUAAAGAUUUGAAGGAGGAAGUUCAACGCGAGAGGGCGAUGCGCCUCGACCUCGAGAAACAAUACCACAAAGAGCAAGCGCUGAUGUCCAGCUGCGUAUUCAACCACGGCAUGGCGAAGCUUCGAAACGCAUCAAAUCCGUCGAAAGGCAAGCCUGCUCCCACUGCAUGGCUCCCGCGACAACGGAAUGCGCUUGGAUCUGGACUUCAACGGUAGUUCUCUCUUCAUCAUGACCGCUCAUACAUACGUUUAGUUUUUCUGCACCUAAUUCGGAGGACCCUCAUCAAAUAUACCCCUGCAUUGUUCACCACACAUUCCUUUGUUUGAUAUCAACCUUUUCAUCCUUAGAGAUCAUCACCUAUAGACAGAGGUGUGCAAUCGAGAAGUUCAAGACACUGACCUGUCGUAACUUGGGUGUUCCCUACACAGUGUGGUGACAGCAUGACCGAUCAUGUAAUUAGGUGGUCGUUUGGUUCCAGAGUCAAUAACUGAUUCAAUUCAACAAUCACAAAGAA
Messenger RNA from Suillus subalutaceus, 2824 nucleotides. RefSeq names its product HOOK-domain-containing protein. The transcript is spliced from 14 exons. Gene Ontology annotation, cellular component: cytoplasm; centrosome. The record is from RefSeq and is a predicted model, not a curated record. Bases 51 to 2525 code for a protein of 824 amino acids. Gene Ontology annotation, molecular function: microtubule binding; dynein light intermediate chain binding. NCBI's taxonomy places the organism in Eukaryota, Fungi, Basidiomycota, Agaricomycetes, Boletales, Suillaceae. Gene Ontology annotation, biological process: cytoplasmic microtubule organization; cytoskeleton-dependent intracellular transport.